Messenger RNA from Paramecium tetraurelia, 1449 nucleotides. RefSeq lists its product as uncharacterized. Lineage: Eukaryota; Ciliophora; Oligohymenophorea; Peniculida; Parameciidae. The transcript is spliced from 7 exons. Gene Ontology annotation, biological process: proteasome-mediated ubiquitin-dependent protein catabolic process; positive regulation of protein catabolic process; protein polyubiquitination. The record is from RefSeq and is a predicted model, not a curated record. Gene Ontology annotation, molecular function: ubiquitin-protein transferase activity.
AUGGGGUGUUGCUGUUCUAUUAAAUCUCCAAGUCAGACAACUCUUGGAAGAGAAGUUGAGUGCCCAAAGUGUUAAUAAUUAUUUCCAUCUUACACAACGAAUCAUGCUGUAAAAAUAUAAAAUUUUAAUUUGAAGUUUAAUGAUCAUUUAGAUAAUUGCCUUAUGUCUUCAUAAUAAAAUAUAAACAAAACAGAGGAUUAUAGAGGAAUUAAAUAUUGGGAAAAGGUUUAAAAUGAAUAAGGAUUUUAAUGGGUACUAAAAGAAUACAACCCCAGUCUCUAAAUCAAUGAAUAGAAUAUUUCUUCAGAACCUUUUGGUUAAAAACAAGUUUGGUUCAGAGCUAAAUUAGAAAAACUUAGAAUUCCUUGGCAAAAUGGAUGCACGAUUCUGUCAGUUUCUUAAAAUCAUUUACUUGAAACCUCCAUAGAGAGUAUAAUGAAAUUGAAAUCUCGUCUUUUACAUGGGGAAUUAAAAAUUAAAUUUCAGGAAGAUUAAAAAGUCUAGGAUGCAGGAGGUUUGCUUAGAGAAUGGUCUACUUCUAUUCUUUAAUAAUUAGUUGAAAUGGAAUAUUUAUAAAAAACAGAAACAAAGGAACUUACAUAUAAAUUUAAUCCAAAUAUUUAAUCAAAUACUAUUGACAAACGAUAACUCUUCUCUUUUUUAGGAAUCAUAGUUGGCAAGUGUCUUUUUGAAAGAAUUCCACUUAGUUCCUUUUUAGAUCGCACCAUAAUUAAACACAUCUUGAGAUAAAAAGUAACCUUGGAGGAUAUCAAAUAUUUUGACGAAGAUCUAUUCUAUUCUUGGUAAUAUUUAUUGAAUAACAAUAUUGAUUAACUAGAUCUAUACUUUUAAUUAGAAUAUAUUGGUAAGACAAUCAAUUUAAAAGAAAAUGGAUGUGAAAUCAAAGUUACAAAUUCAAAUGUUCAAGAAUAUGUUAAUUUAAAUAUAUUCUUUUACACUCAAUAAUUUUUGGAACCUUAUUUAUCAGAUUUCUUGACAGGAUUCUAUUAAGUUAUUCCAAAAACUUUAUUAAGGAUUUUCAAUCCUUAAGAAUUGGAAAUGAUCUUAUUUGGACUCCCUUUCAUUGAUCUUUAGGAUUGGUCCAAAUACACAAUAUACAAAGAAUGUUCUGCAGAGGACUACUUUAUUUAAUGGUUUUGGUAAAUCCUGAGCGCUUGGAAUUAAGCUGAACUAUCUUAAUUUUUGAGAUUUUGUACAGGUUCAACUAGAGUUCCAGUAGAAGGAUUUAGCAAACUUGAAAGUAACAGAGGAGAAAUUUCAUAUUUCUGUAUUUAAGCCAGUGAAUUCGAUAAAGAUAAUCCAUAUCCUAAGGCUCACACAUGUUUUAACAGAUUAGAAUUACCAAAAUACUAAGAAUUAGAAACAAUGGAGGUGUUUCUGAAGGCAACCAUUCAUGAAGCAUUGGAAGGAUAAUUUGGUUUGGAAUGA